Messenger RNA from Arachis ipaensis, 2565 nucleotides. The record is from RefSeq and is a predicted model, not a curated record. NCBI's taxonomy places the organism in Eukaryota, Viridiplantae, Streptophyta, Magnoliopsida, Fabales, Fabaceae.
CUUGCUCCUCUAAAGAAAAGCAGUUAAAGACCCAAACUAAAUCGACAAAAUCUUAGCCCUAGGUUUUUUGUAGCCGCUGUCCCCAGGUUCUCAGCGCUUCCGCUUCUUCCUCUUCCCCCUGUCCGGAACCCAGGCAGCUCAGCACGUCGUCCGCAUCCUCGCUGGCUUCUCUGUUCGUGGCUUGGAGCAGCUCGCCGUCGGGUCGCCGCUUGCCGUCGUCUCUGUUCUCGCCGUCGUCUCGCCGGUUGCCGUCCGUGUCUCCGUGGAAGUAAAACAUGUCUUAACCUGUCGAUGUCACGCAUUAAGCUGCUGCAAAACAAGAGAGAUGCGCAACUGAAGCAAAUGCGCAAGGAGAUUUCCCAAUUCUUGCAGGCUGGCCAAGAGGCAAUUGCUAGAAUAAAGGACCGAUUGAACCAGUAAACCAAUGAACCAAUAACUAGAACGGUUCGAUGACCGGUCUAGUUCUCAGAACCUUGGUGUGGAAGCAGAGCAUAACUGUAACUCAAUUUCGCUUCCGAAGAGGAUCCCUCCCAAUGAGAAGGUUCACGUGGUUUACGCCGUAUCGCCGCCGUUUGCUCUCUUUUGCGUUUUCAGAACCUGUUGUCCAUAGAGGACACUGCUUCACCGAAUUAUUGCCUUUUCGCCAAUCGCCGUUUCUCAGUCGAGCUUUGUUCAAUCGCAGUAAUGUCCCAAAAUCGGAGGAGUUUCUGAGUUUGAGUAUACCAUUGAGAUAUCGAUAUAUUCAUGCUGCAGCAUUUUCGACAUCGGUUGAGCAGGAUUAUUAUCAAGUUCUUGGCAUUUCUGAGAACGCCACUCAGGAUGAGAUAAAGAAGGCGUUUCUGUUGCUUGCUAAAAAGUACCAUCCAGAUGCAAAUAAGAAUAAUCCAUCUGCAAAGAGGAAAUUUCAAGAUAUAAGAGAAGCUUAUGAGACGUUGAGAGAUUCUAAAAAGAGGGGCCAAUAUGACAAGAUGAAGAAGCAAAGCCGUGGUUCACAGAACAUAGAAUAUGACAACGACAACGAUGAUUUUGCAGAAAGGUUUCAAAAUGCGAAAGAAAGGUUUCAAAAUGGUUUUCACCAUGAGUUUUCUUCUUCAUUUCAUACAGUAUUCUCGGAGCUAUUUGAAGAAGAAAUCACUCAUUCUUCAUCAAGUAUAGAGGUGGAGUUGUCCCUUACUUUCUCAGAAGCUGCAAGAGGGUGCACUAAACAUGUGUCAUUUGAUGCAUUCGUUCCAUGUGAUUAUUGUGAUGGGAGAGGGUAUCCACCACGUGCGAAGGCUAAAGUUUGUCCAACAUGCCGGGGCUUAGGUCGAGUAACAAUACCUCCAUUUACAUCAACAUGCAUUACCUGUAAAGGAUCAGGUCGCGUCAUUAAGGAUUUCUGUACGUCAUGUAGAGGAUCUGGGGUGGUUGAAGGGAUUAAAGAGGUUAAAGUUACAAUACCAGCAGGUGUGGAUACUGGAGAUACAAUCCAUGUGCCAGAGGCCGGGAAUGCCGUUAAAAGUGGAGCUCGACCUGGGAGUUUAUACAUCAAAAUCAAGGUCGCCGAGGAUUCAGUUUUUGCCAGGGAUGGUGCAGAUAUCUAUGUGGACUCUAAUAUUAGCUUUACGCAGGCUAUUCUUGGUGGCAAAGUUGAUGUGCCUACUCUAUCUGGGAAGAUGCAAGUAAAGAUACCCAAGGGUGUUCAACCAGGGCAGCUACUAGUAUUACGAGGAAAAGGACUACCAAGGCAUGGUUAUCUUGUACAUCAUGGGGAUCAGUAUGUGUGUUUUCGUAUUAACUUCCCCACUUAUAGGAGGAAGGGCAUUGAAAAGGGAAACGUUUUUCCAACACAACCACACAUAUUAUCCGUUCAUCAAGAACAUGGAUCAAAGAGUAUUUGCUAUUCUAAAAGCAGUAGUGCUAUUUCUUUAUGCUACAGUAAAAUUAAUGAACGACAACGUGCUAUACUUGAAGAACUAGCAGAGGAGGAAAUAAAGCAGGAAAACUGCUCAACAUUUGAAGGAAACUGAUCCAACAUGGAUAACAGGCUUUACCAGCAGCUAUGUACUGGUUGAACUUACAGGUGGAAGCAAAUUAUUGAACACUUGAACAGUCCAAAUAUUAUGGUAGAACUAUCUGUGCUGAUCUUAAUCCUCGUCCUCAUGCACAAAUUGUUGAGCUGAGAGCUUGUUCAGACAUCAUUUCCUUGGACUUGCCGAAGACAAAUCCAUGGAUUUGUUUUAUUCUUCAACCUUGUAAAGUAGAAGAUAUGAUAUAGUGAAGCAAGGAGUGGGUGCUCAGAUUACUGAAAAUAAAGUUGUAGUUGUACGAAGCUAUUUCUUGGCGCCAGUUCCUUUUUCAAUACUUACGAAAAUUUCACGAGGACCCUUCUGAUUAAUUCUUAGGCCAUCAUCAUGGUAUUCAGAACAGAGAUGAGAACAUGUUGUGCAUCAUUUUUUCUUCUCUUAUUCUUUCAAUAUCUUAAAUUUGGUGCGAUAAUCUUGUAACUAUUCCCAAGUGUUGCCUUCUUCAAUCCAUUGUUAUACUUCAAAUAAUAUAACCACAAAUUACAUUCUUUUGAUAGGC